Vitis riparia (riverbank grape) is the source of this 1237-nucleotide messenger RNA. Its product is annotated as protein EXORDIUM-like 7. The record is from RefSeq and is a predicted model, not a curated record. Lineage: Eukaryota; Viridiplantae; Streptophyta; Magnoliopsida; Vitales; Vitaceae.
ACAAAAUGCAGAAGCUGCAUUUCCAUUUGCUCUUGUUAUCUUUGUCUUGUUGCUUUGUUCUGGCUCUUUCAUGGAGCCAAAGCCAGCAGUUCAGCCAUGCCAAGAACUAUGAAGGCUCUUCUAACCUAGUGGAUCUAGAUUACCACAUGGGUCCUGUCCUGGCUUCUCCCAUCAACCUCUAUAUAAUCUGGUAUGGCCAUUGGAACUGGAGGCACCAAACUACUAUUAGAGAUUUCAUCUAUUCUCUCUCGUCUUCCUCCUCUUUCCCUUCUGUUGCUGAUUGGUGGCGCACUGUCAGGCUCUAUACUGACCAAACAGGAUCUAACAUCACUGGUAGUAUUGUUCUCUCAGGGGAGUUCUAUGACUCCAGAUACUCACAGGGCAGGUAUCUAAGUCGCUUAGGAAUCCAAUCUGUCAUAAAAAAGGCUGUCACUUCUCACCCACGGGCUCUACCUCUCAAUCCUUACAAUGGUGUUUACCUAGUGCUGAGCUCCUCCGAUGUUCAAGUUCAAGACUUCUGUAGGGCAGUUUGCGGGUUUCACUACUUCACCUUCCCAACCAUUGUUGGUGUCACAGUGCCCUACGCAUGGGUGGGUUACAGUGGCACCCAGUGCCCAGGUAUGUGUGCCUACCCGUUUGCAUGGCCCAAGUAUUCAGGAAGACCACCACCAAGCACAAAUGGUGGAAACAAUAUAAUGGGAGCACCAAAUGGAGAUGCAGGGGUUGAUGGAAUGAUCAGCGUGAUAGCUCAUGAGCUAGCUGAAAUGUCUAGUAACCCACUUGUGAAUGCAUGGUAUGCAGGGGAUGCAACUGCACCCACUGAGAUUGCAGAUUUGUGCAUGGGUGUGUAUGGGUCUGGUGGGGGAGGUGGGUACAUAGGAAAUGUGUACAAGGACUCAUGGGGAAAUGGGUAUAAUGUUAAUGGGGUGAAGGGAAGGAAGUUCCUAGUUCAAUGGGUAUGGAACCCAGUGAAAAGGAGAUGUUUUGGCCCCAAUGCCAUGGACUAGAAGUGUAUUAUUUACAUGAUUUCCUAUGAUUUCUUCCGCUAAUUGAUCGAGAAAGCAAGAUGGGGGACCCAAGGAAAGAUGUGGGAAUCAAGUGAAAUGAGGCUAGGGGGACAAUGUACAAGGGAUGGCCCGUAGUGAUGGCACGAAGUAUGACUUUUAUAAAGGAAUCAUGCUUUCCUUUUUGAAUUUGUAGCUAAUCUUCUGUCUUUAACAAAGUUAUAGAAAUACAA